Molecule: messenger RNA, 2280 nt
Organism: Seminavis robusta
Lineage: Eukaryota; Bacillariophyta; Bacillariophyceae; Naviculales; Naviculaceae
Source: the annotation of a GenBank genome assembly
AUGAGCGACAACAAUGACAACAAUGACACUGCCAGUAGCAACAGCCAAGCACAAGCACAGGGACAAGAAGAGCAUGUGAUCCACCUGGUGGGAAGUUUUGCGCCGUUGUUUGGAGGCCGCAGUCUCUCUGAUUGUUCGCCUGAAGAUGUCUCGUCGUGUCGAGGAGGCGUUGCAGCCACGGCAGCGUUUCAGCGGUACUACGCGACUGAAGGCCCCACGUUGACGAUGCACCGGCUGGACAAGCAGUCACAGUUCGUUCAAACGCAUCCACUGGGCUGGGCCACGAACCGCCUCGUACUCAACGAGUACUACGGCUUUGACUUUUUCAGUUCCUCGCCUUCUCUGCUGCUGCAGCAUAAGGACGACUUUAUCGUCAGUCAACGUGACAUUUCCGAUUUGCAAUCUCAUUCGUUUCCUCUUGUACUCACCAAUGCUGAGAUCCCGCCGUCAGUCAGCUGGCAUCCUUACGUACAACGCGUUCACUACGAUACAUCUAGUGGAACCAACUUGGCCAUCAUGUGCUUGGCAGGAAACGGCGAACCCAUGAGCAGUCAAGAUCAGAUUGCGGCCGUUAGAACUGCGCUCAAGGACAUUGCCAAGCAGAACGAACUCAGAGGCUGCGCCGCUACUCGUUCUACAAGUUUGUACGACAGAUACCUACAAGACCAUCCCGUACCACCGCACCACACCGGUUCUGAUCGCACUAUCACCACCGCAGUUGUCAACAUGACCUGGAAAGAAGACACCACCGACAGCAACAGCAACAGCAACUGCUGGACUCCCGUCCUCUACUUGAGCGACUUCGAGCCAGAUGUCUUUCAAGAGACGGUCGACGCCAUGGCGCUUCUCGAAUACCCCCCAGCUGCCGUCAUUGAUGGGGCUGGAAAUGACGUCAAUGCUACGUUUGCACAACCUCUGCAAGUCUCUGGGCGAAUCUCCAACUUUACAAACACCAUCCUGGACCUAGAAGAUGAUCUCACGGAUGAAAUGAAGGAUGACCAGUACAUGCAGGACAUUGCGUUCAUCCGGACCCUCGCAGAUGAAGCUGAAGCCAAUGAUCCCAUUGUUGGACUCUCUUCCGAAAUGCCUGUGGCUCGUGAAGGAGACUACAGACGCUGCAAGGGAGGCGAAUGCGAGCAAGGGAACCUGUUUGCAGAUGCUCUUCGUUGGAAAUCCAAUGCUCAUGUAGCAUUCGUUACUUCGGGAGGAUUGAGAGGCAGUGGAUGGCCGGCAGGCAAUGUCACUGUGUCAAACAUUUGGAGUACUCUGCCAUUUCCAAAUACCAUGUGCCAGGGUGUCAUGACCGGGGUCUCUUUAUUCAAGCUGAUUGACUAUUCCAUGGGCGCUGCCACUUUUGAAUCGGGAGAAACGCAGGAUGGGGGAAGAUUGCUUCAAGUCAGUGGCAUGAAGAUCGUGUACAACACACAACUCCAAGAGCAUCGGGUCAUUAGCAUUGACAUUUGGGACGAACAAACUCAAGCAUAUCAACCCAUUGAGCGCCUCAACUACUACUCCUUUGCGACCGAUAGCUACCUCUGCGGAGCCUAUGAUCCCUAUCCCUCACUCUUGGGAGAAGGGCUUGUGGUGCAAGGAGAAGUCGCCGGCAUGAUUUCGGAUGAUAUUCAUCAGAAUAUCGUGGGAGAUUACCUGUCGUCACUCGAUACUCCUUAUCAGGCAUCCCGCCAGGGGCGCUUGACAAAUAACACUAUGGCCACAGAACCGCUCAAUCUGAUACAAACACAAGAAGGAUGUCCUUCCCAAACGCAUUGGGUAGAAGCGUUGCAGUCUUGCUCCAAGUGCCCCAAUUCUACACAUGUUGCCUUUUCCGAUGAACAACUCGAAUUUGCUGCGGAAUCAGGGGUGGCGCAAUGGCUAGCGGGGCGCGUCCUUCUGGUUAACCGCGAGCUAGAGGCAUUCCGCGUUGUACCAAAAAGCAUUCCGAAUAAUUGGAUGACACUGACGUGGGCGACUGGCCUCAAGCAGAACAACGGAACCGCGGUGGGUGGAAGUUCUCCGAAUGAGGACCUGGAAGAGCAUCUACAGUUGUCCGUGGACGGCGAGCCCACCCUCCUUCGACCGGGGGAGAGCUUGGCUCUCAAUUUCGCUGUCAAUGCCGAACACUUGGAAGCUGGUACAGCCUUGGGGACUGUUUCAUUUGGGGUACUCGAUGGGGGGAACUUUCCAGGCUGCGUGGACAAUUCGGAUGCUACAUUCGACAUUCUCAUGCGAGUGACACCAAGCCCCGAGUUCAACCAGCUCGGCAACAUGCGCUAUGUCGGC